CACGCCUAUAAAUACCGAAGACCUCUUUAUUUUUCUCUCAUCUUUCUCCUCAACCUAUAGAAUAAUCAUCUUUUCAAAUUCUUCGCGCUCUAUUUUUCAAAGACUCCAACCCUAAUUCUUCUCUCCAAAAAUCAAGGGUAGAUGGCUGAUCAAGUAUUGGAAGGGAGCCAACCUGUAGAUCUAAAGAAGCAUCCUUCUGGGAUUGUGCCUACAAUUCAAAAUAUUGUUUCAACAGUCAAUUUGGACACUAAGUUGGAUCUCAAAGCAUUUGCUCUCCAAGCUCGUAACGCAGAGUACAAUCCCAAGCGUUUCCCUGCUGUCAUUAUGAGGAUCAGGGAACCAAAAACAACUGCACUUAUUUUUGCUAAUGGCAAGAUGGUUUGUACUGGAGCUAAGAGUGAGCAUCAGUCUAAAUUGGCAGCAAGGAAGUAUGCCCGUAUCAUCCAAAAGCUUGGUUUCAAUGCCAAAUUUAAGGAUUUCAAGAUUGGCAACAUUGUCGCCAGUUGUGAUGUCAAGUUCCCCAUUCGGUUGGAGAGUGUUGCAUAUGAACAUGGUGCUUUCUGCAGUUAUGAACCAGAGCUGUUUCCCGGAUUAACCUACCAGAUGAAGCAACCAAAGGUAGCUUUGAGUAUCUUUGUCUCUGGCAAAGUUGUUAUAACAGGAGCAAAGGUGAGAGAUGAGACCUAUGCAGCCUUUGAGAACAUAUACCCUUUGCUCAGGAAAAAUCAACAAUGAUUUUUGUCAAAAGCAGGAGCAGUUUUCUCGUGGAAAAGCUUGAUGUCGAAUUGUAUAUAACUAAGACAAAGGAGAUAGCCGUUGAAUUGAUAAAAUUAAAAUUUUCUGACAGUUGACUCUCAUGAAGUUUUAAACCGUUUUCAUAUGGUUUUACUUUCAGUUACCAAAGUUAAAACCAUUAUUUGAAUGGCGUUUAAACAUUUGCUCCUGCAUUACAGUUUUGUAGUUGAUUUGAACUUGUAAAAAAAAGCACUUUCUUUUUGAACUAUGAAGUUUAUAGAUUGUUUAGUUCUAAAUCUUUUGUUC
Messenger RNA from Trifolium pratense (red clover), 1041 nucleotides. RefSeq names its product TATA-box-binding protein-like. Bases 142 to 735 code for a protein of 197 amino acids. Gene Ontology annotation, molecular function: RNA polymerase II general transcription initiation factor activity; DNA binding. The record is from RefSeq and is a predicted model, not a curated record. The transcript is spliced from 10 exons. NCBI's taxonomy places the organism in Eukaryota, Viridiplantae, Streptophyta, Magnoliopsida, Fabales, Fabaceae. Gene Ontology annotation, biological process: DNA-templated transcription initiation.